AUGUCAUCCCUACCAAGGAGGGUGAAAUUGGAAGCCAAAGCCCUUCCAUCAGAAGAUGAUGAACUACCUUCAUUUCUUAAUUCGAGCUCUGAAUCAGAGCAGGAAGAGGAGGAGUGGCAGCCAAAACGCAAAAUCACCAAGAAACCUCGGUUGCCAAAGAAAAAUGAGGCAAAACCUAAAAAAGCUGCUGUUCCACGGUCAGCUGUGGCCAGGAAAAAGGUCAAGAAGGCAGCAAUAAAAGAGGAAAUGGAUGUAUCAUUGCCAAUUGCUCCUGCAGAAGAUAACAGAAUGCAACUUCUAAAACCUAAGGAAGAAUAUGUAGGCACUAAGCCAAAAACUUCAAAUCGAAAGCCAGAAGGGCCAGAAAAAAUGGAAAUAAAUUCAUUCCAAGGCAAAAACGUGAAGAGUUUAGAGAGUGAUGAAGAACCCUCAACAAGUGUUCCUGUAGUGGGAAAUGAAGUGAAACAUGAGAAAUCUGAGGAGGAUUUUGCAUUCAAUGAACCACCUUUUAAAAAGAUUAAGUCGACUACAUGUCCUGAAGGAAAGCCAGUAAAAAAUCUAGGAGGCAACAAAGUAAAAGAAGAGUUUGAAAUGAACUGGGAUAUUGUACAGGCCUUGUCAGAAAUAACAAAUGUUGAACCAUGGGUAUGUUCAAACUUAAUUCGCCUCUUUCAAGAAGAAAACACAAUUCCUUUUAUUGCUCGGUAUCGGAAAGAACUCAUCAAUAAUCUGGAAGCUGAUGCCUUGAGAGAAGUGCAGCAAACAUUGGAAGAGCUACGUACUGUUGCAAAGAAGACGCAUACAAUGAUACAGAAGUUGAAGAAAGAAGGGAAGUUAUCUGGAUGCCUUUUAACAGCAUUAUUAAAUUGCAGAACUUUGGAAGAAUUAGACCAUGUGUCUGCACCUUAUAAAACUGGGAGUAAAGGCACCAAAGCCCAGAGGGCUAAGCAGCUGGGCUUAGAACCUGCUGCGCUCUCCCUUCUGCAGAAUCCUAUGGAACUCAAUCUCUUUUCUUACAUUAGACCUAAUACUAAAGGACUUUCAACUAUGCAGGAAGUAGAGGCUGGAGUACAGCAUAUUUUAGCCGACAUUUUCGCUAAAGAUAAAGAUACACUGGAUUUUAUCAGGAAAUUAUGUCAGCAAAGGUACAUUUGUCUCCAGUCAGCCUUGGCAAAAGUGUCGUCCAAAAGUGGAAACGAAAAAGAUAUCGAUAAAUUCCAACUGUACCAUGAGUUUUCUUGUAAUAUAAAGAACAUUCAGCAUCAUCAGAUUCUGGCCAUUAACCGAGGGGAAAAUCUGAAGAUCCUGACAGUGAAGGUCAACAUUCCUGACGGGGUGAAGAAUGAAUUCUGUUGGUGGUGUGUCAAUGAAAGAUGGAGACCAAAACAAUUUUUAAAACCAGAAUUAAUGAGGAUAUUACGGAACUCGGUAGAGGAUGCAUAUAAACGCCUUAUAUAUCCUCUCCUCUGUAGAGAAUUCAGAUCAAAGUUGACAUCUGAUGCAGAGAAAGAGUCUGUAAUGAUGUUUGGGAGAAAUCUCCGGCAGUUGCUUCUGACCAACCCUGUGAGGGGCCGUACCUUGAUGGGAGUCGAUCCGGGCUACAAACAUGGCUGCAAGUUGGCAAUUAUUUCACCAACCAGUCAGAUACUCCAUACUGAUGUAGUUUACUUGCAUUCUGGUCAAGGAUUUCGUGAAGCUGAGAAGAUAAAGAGACUCCUGCUACAGUACAGUUGUAGCACUGUUGUGAUUGGCAAUGGCACGGCCUGCAGAGAAACAGAAGCUUACUUUGCUGACUUAAUUAUGAAGAAAUAUUUUGUACCACUGGAUGUUGUUUACUGCAUUGUCAGCGAAGCAGGAGCAUCUAUCUACAGCGUCAGUCCAGAAGCGUCCAAGGAAAUGCCAGACCUGGACCCUAACCUAAGAAGUGCAGUUUCCAUAGCUAGACGUGUCCAAGACCCAUUAGCUGAGCUAGUGAAAAUUGAGCCCAAACACAUAGGAGUUGGAAUGUAUCAGCAUGAUGUAUCACAGACUUUGCUCAAAGCAACUCUGGACAGUGUGGUUGAAGAGUGUGUCAGCUUUGUAGGAGUUGAUAUUAACAUCUGCUCAGAAAUACUAUUAAGACACAUUGCCGGACUGAAUGCUAACAGGGCUAAAAAUAUAAUUGAAUGGCGAGAGAAGAAUGGACCAUUUAUAAACAGAGAACAGCUCAAGGAAGUUAAAGGUCUGGGUCCCAAAUCCUUCCAACAGUGUGCUGGAUUCAUCCGAUUCAAUCAAGAAUACAUAAAGACCUUCUGCAGUAAUAAGAAAACUGAACUUGGAAGUCAUGCAAUUCUGACUAAAGCAGGUGCACAGGGUAAAAAGAAGAGCAAACCAACAUCGUGUGCCUCACAGCAGCCCAAUCCUUUGGAUCAAACUUGUAUUCAUCCAGAGUCUUACAACAUUGCGAUGAGGUUUUUAUCUUUCAUUGGAGGAAAUGCAAAUGACAUAGGAAAAUCAGAUAUGCAGCAAAAAGUAAAUGCAGUAAUUCAAAAGGAAGGACUAGAAGGCACAGCCAAAAGGCUAAAUACAACGGUGCACACACUGCAGCUGAUCAUUGAUGGUCUGACUCAGCCUGAAGGCUUUGACAUCCGAACAGAUUUUGAUAAACCUGACUUCAAGAGAAGCAUUGUCUGCUUGGAAGACUUAAGUGUUGGUACUGUUCUGACUGGAAAAGUUGAAAAUGCAACGCCAUUUGGAGUUUUUGUUGACAUCGGUGUGGGAAAAGCAGGUUUGAUUCCAGUGCGAAACAUAACAGAAGCAAAACUUUCUAAAGUGAAGAAGAGAAGAAGCCUGGGGUUAGGUCCUGGAGAAAGAGUGGAAGUUAAAGUGCUUAAUGUCGAUAUUCCUAGACUAAGGAUAACGUUGGAUCUUAUUCGGGUUUUAUGAGGGGG
This is a messenger RNA of Phaethon lepturus (White-tailed tropicbird), 2930 nucleotides long. RefSeq names its product S1 RNA binding domain 1 (gene SRBD1). The record is from RefSeq and is a predicted model, not a curated record. Bases 1 to 2925 code for a protein of 974 amino acids. Gene Ontology annotation, biological process: translation; nucleobase-containing compound metabolic process. The transcript has 20 exons. Gene Ontology annotation, molecular function: mRNA binding; structural constituent of ribosome. NCBI's taxonomy places the organism in Eukaryota, Metazoa, Chordata, Aves, Phaethontiformes, Phaethontidae.